Molecule: messenger RNA, 1206 nt
Organism: Fusarium tjaetaba
Lineage: Eukaryota; Fungi; Ascomycota; Sordariomycetes; Hypocreales; Nectriaceae
Product: murein transglycosylase
Exons: 1
Coding region: 1-1206 (401 amino acids)
Biological process (GO): cell wall organization; carbohydrate metabolic process
Cellular component (GO): fungal-type cell wall; cell surface; extracellular region
Molecular function (GO): 1,3-beta-glucanosyltransferase activity; glucan endo-1,3-beta-D-glucosidase activity
Source: RefSeq, a predicted model, not a curated record
AUGCCUUCCAUCAACAGUCUCCUCACAAUGGCCCUGGCAGGCUCAGCCAGCGCUGCGUUCCAGGGUUUCAACUAUGGCUCGACAUUCACAGAUGGAAGAGUGAAGGCUCAGUCCGACUUUGAGAACGAGUUCAAGACCGCCGCUGGUCUCGAGGGCACCAGUGGCGCCUUCACCAGUGCUCGCCUUUACACCAUGAUCCAGGGUGGCUCAAUCAGCCAACCCAUCUCUGCUAUUCCUGCUGCCAUCAAUACCAAGACAAGCCUGCUCUUUGGUCUCUGGGCUUCUGGUGACGGUUUCGCCAACGAGAUCGCCGCUCUUAAGAGCACUGUCGACCAGUACUGUGGACAACUCGACGGCCUUGUGGCUGGUAUUUCUGUUGGAAGUGAGGAUCUCUACCGUAUUUCUCCUACCGGUAUCAAAGCCAAUGAGAACCCGGGUACCAACCCUGAUGUCCUCGUCGACUACAUCAAGCAGACUCGUGCUGCUAUCAAGGGCACUUGCCUUGAGUCUGUCGCCAUCGGUCAUGUCGAUACAUGGACCGCAUAUGCCAAUGCUUCCAACAAUGCUGUCAUUGAGGCCUGUGACUGGCUUGGCAUGGAUGCUUAUCCUUAUUUUGAAGAUACCAAGAACAACCCCAUCUCCGAGGGUGCAAACCUCUUCAAGACUGCCUGGAACGAGGUCAAGGCUGUUGCCAAGGGCAAGGAGAUCUGGGUCACUGAGACCGGAUGGCCCGUCAGCGGCAAGACAUAUGGCAAGGCCGUUCCCUCCACCAAGAAUGCUCGCACGUUCUACGAGGAUGUCGGCUGUCCUAUGUUUGGAGAUAUCAAUGUCUGGUGGUACACACUCCAGGACUCUGCUCCCCAGACUCCCAACCCCAGUUUUGGCGUCAUUGGCUCCGAGUUGACCGAGAAGCCCCUUUACGACCUGAGCUGUGAUGAGAAGAGCAAGAAGGGAUCUCUGGUGAGCCGCAGCAACAAUGGCAACGUUGAGCACCGCUUCGUCAGCCCUUCUUUCGCAACUGGUAACUAUACCAAUGGAACUGCGCCUGUCGUGCCUGGCACUCCCACUUCUCUUGUACCUACUCCUUCUUCCACCUCCGGCAAUGGUGGUUCUGCCGCAACCCCCUUGCCUGGCAGCGGUGCUCAGCAGCUCAACUCAAUGAGUGCUGCUGCUGUCGCAUUCAUUCUUGCCGCUGCUCUGUUGUAA